Lolium rigidum is the source of this 898-nucleotide messenger RNA. RefSeq names its product nuclear transcription factor Y subunit A-7-like. Gene Ontology annotation, cellular component: CCAAT-binding factor complex. Gene Ontology annotation, biological process: regulation of transcription by RNA polymerase II. The transcript is spliced from 6 exons. The record is from RefSeq and is a predicted model, not a curated record. Gene Ontology annotation, molecular function: DNA-binding transcription factor activity, RNA polymerase II-specific; RNA polymerase II cis-regulatory region sequence-specific DNA binding. The coding region runs from base 12 to 809 and encodes 265 amino acids. NCBI's taxonomy places the organism in Eukaryota, Viridiplantae, Streptophyta, Magnoliopsida, Poales, Poaceae.
UGAGCGGCGGCAUGGGAUCACGGCCGGGGGAGACCAACCUCGUCCAGCCGAGAGGGCAGGGCGCGCUGCCGUCCGGCAUGGCGAUGCAGCCCUGGUGGACGGGCUCCGGGCUCGGGGCCGUGUCUCCGGCCGUCGUGGCGCCGGGGAGCGGAGCGGGGAUCAGCCUGUCGAGCAACCCGCUUGGUGGUGGCGGCGGCGCGACCAAGGGCGCGCCGGGGAAGGCGGUCGACGAUGCGCGGGCGGAGAGCAGCGAGGAUUCACGCAGAUCAGGGGAACCAAGAGAUGGGAGCUUUGAUGAAGAAAAGCAGCAUGCUACAUCUCAGAUGCCUGCUUUGGCUUCAGACUAUUUAGGACCAUAUUCACAGCUGGAGCUAAACCAACCAAUUGCUUCAGCACCAUAUCACUACCCUGAAGCUUACUAUACAGGCAUGGUUGGUCCAUAUGGAGCUCAAGCCGUGGCCCAUUUCCAGCUGCCUGGAUUAACUCAGCCUCGCAUGCCAUUGCCUCUUGAAGUAUCGGAGGAGCCUGUCUAUGUAAAUGCUAAGCAGUAUCAUGGGAUUCUAAGAAGGCGGCAAUCACGGGCAAAGGCUGAACUUGAGAGAAAGGCGAUUAAAGAUAGGAAGCCUUAUCUUCACGAGUCCCGUCACCAGCAUGCGAUGCGAAGGGCGAGGGGAACCGGGGGACGCUUCCUGAACACGAAGAAGAGUGAAAACGGCACUUCCAAUGGCGAGAGAACAGAACCAAACAAAGGGGAGCCGAACUCCGAGUAUCUCCGUGUACCUCCCGACCUGCAUCUUCGUCAGGCAUGAAGCAGCAGUUUGGCGACCUAGAACUGUGGCUUUUGUCCACCGGCAUAUACGACACCCGGCGGUGGAUUGGUUUUCUCCCGACGCAUCUU